AUGAAAAGUGUAAAGGAAGUUGACAGUAGUUUAAAAAAGAUGAUUAAAGGUGCACAGAAAGAGAAGAUAACAAACUUAGCAGAAAGGAUCUUUAAAAUAAUUUCCGAGACACCAGCACACCCUUUAUUAGAUGUGAUUGAAUCGACUGUUCAUUCUCUCAACUCAAAUAUCUCGCGAAUUGUCGUAACGAACAAAGACAAAAACGAAAAAGUUGCGUCGGAAAUCAAACGUUUUGUUAAAGAAACAUCGAGAGAACUUGUUUCUCACAUAUCGUCAUAUUUGAGAUUGAAAAGUGUGGAACAAUUACCGAUAACUCAAUUCGAAGAUCUACUUUUUGAUUUGUCAUUUGAUUCCAUUAAAAAAUUAUUCUGUUCGAAAGAAGAAAACAAAGACAAAGAUAUGGAGUAUCAAUUCAAAAAACUGGUUGCGACUGAUCUGAAAAAAGAAUUUCGCGUUAUUCCUCCCAAAUUCCCAGCAGACAUAGAAGCAAUUUUUGUUAAGUCUUUAGUUGCAUUAAAAGGGCUUGACAAAACAACAACACUCAUUAAAACAAGGGCAAUUAUCGACAAAAUUCAGGAACUAAUUUCGCAAGAUUUGUCAUGUGCCAUCGACCAGAAAAAACUUUCAGAACUAUGUACAGAUGAUUACAUCAACAUCCUUGCGUUCUUGUUGACCGAGUCUCAUCUGACAAACAUCUUUGGGAUACUCGCCAUGAUAGAGGGGUUUAAGAAUGACUCUGACGAUACCUCACGUUUCGGCCUUUCAUUCAUUAAUCUGUGCGUUGGUGCCAAGACACUCAGCACAAUGUGA
Messenger RNA from Entamoeba invadens IP1, 810 nucleotides. RefSeq lists its product as hypothetical. The record is from RefSeq and is a predicted model, not a curated record. The transcript is spliced from 3 exons. The coding region runs from base 1 to 810 and encodes 269 amino acids. Lineage: Eukaryota; Evosea; Mastigamoebida; Endamoebidae.